AUGUGCGUCGUUUUAGCCUAGUUUUUUCAGAUGGCCUGAUUCUUUGGGGCCCGAAGUAAGAUGUAUUGCCUCUCUUUUCCAUGAUCGCUCAGCAUCUGUAAUUUCUCCCUGCUAAAUUAAAUGAAAACCAGCUACGCUGGCCACUUUAAAAAAAAAAACUUCCAACCCCAACCAAAUUCACCCGAUCCGUCCCAGCUCCCCAAACCCGUCGCCGCCGGAGCCGUUUCGCGCGCGUCCGCCGCCGCAACUCCCCGUCGUCCUCCUCCUCCCAUCAGUUGUUCCGGACGCGAUUGGCUUCCUUCGUUGUUAAGGACAAGGAAGCCCUAGCUUGCUUGAAUUCAUCCGCUCCGUUUUUCUUUUCUUUUUGCUGCCGAGAACGAACAAUCUCGAAUCCCUCACCUGGCCGCGAUGCAGGGUGGUCCGAUCUUGCCGCGUCGGCCAGGGAGCUCCGAUCUAGGUUUGGACGUCCUCGCAAAGAGGAAACGUGAAGCACAAGGCAGCGACGCAUUCAGGCCUCGUCCCCACAAGGAAGAAGCGGCGGCCGGGCAUAGAUCAGGAGAAAUCUCGAGGGCCGAUUGCCGCCGCCGAUGGGAAUGGGAAGCUACAGCUCGUCGGGAGUACCGUGAUGACCCACCUGCAUCCCAACGGCAACAUCCGGCACCAUCCCCGUGGGACAAUGUGUAUUCUUUGCCUUCUGUGCCUGUACGCCCUUCUGGCUCCUCAAAAGGGCCUUCUUCUUCGUGCAAUGACACUGAAGCUCGUACAAGGCCCCCAACAGCCGAUGGAAAAUUUAAGGUCAGCGAGGAGAUGAUGCAGGAGAUGGAUUACAAUGCUGACCGCACAUGGUAUGGCUGUGAAGAACAGAGCAGUAUAUUCAAUGCCGGUAGUUAUCUUGGAGAUGAUGCUUCCUUUCAGAAUAAGAAGGCAAAAUUGUCCAAGAAGUUGACUCGCCAAGAUGGAAGCCUGAUGACUCUUGCUCAGAGCAAAAGGUUAUCUCAGGUAACCGCUGAGAAUGCUCGGUGGGAGGACAGGCAGUUGUUCAGAUCAGGAGCUGUUAGGAGAACAGAGGUGCAGACGGAGUUCGACGAUGAGGACGAGCGUAAGGUGAUACUACUUGUUCAUGACACAAAACCCCCAUUCCUUGAUGGACGAGUUGUGUUCACAACGCAAGCAGAGCCUGUGAUGCCACUCAAGGACCCGACAUCUGACAUGGUUAUCAUUGCGCGCAAAGGUUCUCUUUUGGUUAGGGAAAUUCGUGAAAAGCAGAGUAUGAACAAGUCAAGGCAACGCUUCUGGGAGCUUGCUGGAUCUAUGCUAGGACAUAUUUUGGGUGUUGGGAAAACAACCCAACAGGCUGAUGCUGAUACUGUGCUUGUUGGUGACCAAGGUGAUGUUGACUUCAAAGAGAAGCUGAAAUUUUCACAACACUUGAAGGAAAAGGCAGAAGCAGUCAGCGAUUUUGCAAAAUCAAAAUCUCUUUCUGAACAGAGGCAAUACCUUCCCAUAUACACUGUCAGGGAUGACCUGCUCGGAGUUGUGCGGGAAAAUCAAGUGGUUGUGGUUGUUGGUGAAACUGGUUCUGGGAAGACUACCCAGCUGACUCAAUAUCUGCAUGAGGAUGGAUAUACCAGAACUGGCCUUGUUGGCUGCACUCAACCAAGACGUGUAGCUGCCAUGAGUGUUGCUCGGCGUGUCAGUGACGAAAUGGAAACCGUGCUUGGAGAAGAAGUUGGAUAUGCUAUUCGGUUCGAGGAUGUCACGUGCCAUAAGACAAAAAUAAAGUACAUGACAGAUGGAGUGCUUCUCCGUGAAACCUUGAAGGAUGCUGACCUGGACAAAUAUCGGGUUAUCAUCAUGGAUGAAGCACACGAGAGAUCAGUGGACACUGAUGUAUUAUUUGGUAUAUUGAAGAAGGUUGCUGCACGGCGACGGGAUUUUAAGCUAAUUGUCACAUCUGCAACACUAAAUGCAGACAAAUUCUCAAAAUUCUUUGGUGGUGCGCCUGUAUUUCACAUACCUGGAAGGACAUUUCCAGUUAAUAUCUUGUACAGCAAAACACCAUGUGAAGAUUAUGUGGAAGCGGCAGUGAAGCAGGCCAUCACAAUCCACAUAACGAGUGGCCCUGGCGACAUUCUCAUAUUCAUGACUGGGCAGGAAGAAAUCGAGACUGCUUGCUAUGCGCUUGCUGAGCGCAUGGAGCAGCUAAUAUCAUCAUCCACCAAGGCUGCAGGGAAGCUCUCAAUCUUGCCCGUCUAUUCGCAGUUGCCUGCUGACUUGCAGGCCAAGAUCUUUCAGAAGGCAGGGGAGGGCACUCGCAAAUGCAUUGUUGCUACCAACAUCGCUGAGACAUCCCUGACAGUAGAUGGUAUCUUGUAUGUCAUCGAUACUGGGUAUGGAAAGAUGAAGGUAUACAAUCCACGGAUGGGCAUGGACGCUCUUCAGGUUUUUCCAUGUAGUCGAGCAGCCGCAGACCAGCGCGCAGGGCGUGCAGGAAGAACUGGCCCCGGCACAUGCUACAGGCUGUUCACGGAAUCCGCUUACCAGGAUGAAAUGCUCCCUAACCCCGUGCCAGAGAUCCAAAGGACCAACCUUGCGAACGUGGUUCUCUUACUGAAAUCCCUCGAAGUCGAAAAUUUGCUUCAUUUUGACUUCAUGGACCCACCUCCCCAGGAGAAUAUCCUCAACUCCAUGUACCAGCUCUGGCUGUUGGGUGCCUUGAACAAUGCUGGCGGCCUUGCAAAUCUAGGCUGGAAGAUGGUGGAGUUCCCACUGGACCCAACCCUGGCAAAGAUGCUUCUCAUGGGUAAGGAGUUGGGGUGCGUUGAUGAAGUACUAACAAUUGUAUCGAUGCUCUCAGUGCCAUCAGUAUUCUUCCGGCCAAAAGAUCGAGAAGAGGAGAGUGACACUGCAAGGGAGAAGUUUUUUGUACCGGAGUCUGACCAUCUAACACUCCUCAAUGUAUACCUGCUCUGGGAGUCGAACGAAUAUAGUGUAGACUGGUGCAAUGCUCACUUCCUCCAUGUCAAGGGUCUACAAAAGGCUCGGGAAGUGAGAUCUCAAUUGGUGGACAUACUGAACACCCUGAAGAUCCCGCAGAUAUCGCGCCAUAGGGAAUGGGACUUGGUGAGGAAGGCCAUCUGCUCAGCGUACUUCCAGAACUCUGCAAGGUUGAAGGGUGUUGGAGAGUACGUCAACUGCCGUAAUGGGGUGCCUUGCCACCUGCAUCCCAGCAGCGCCCUCUACGGUCUCGGCUACACCCCUGACUACAUCGUCUACCACGAGCUUGUCCUGACAACCAAGGACUAUAUGCAGUGUGUCAGUGCAGUUGACCCGCAGUGGCUGGUAGAGCUGGGGCCCAUGUUCUUCUCUGUGAAGGAGGGUGACACCUCCUUCCUUGACCGCAGGAGGUGGCAUAAUGAGGAGAAGACGGCCAUGGAAGAGGAGAUGGAGAAGCUGAGGCAGGAGCAAGAUGAGGCGGCAUGCAGAGUGAAGGGGAGGGAGGAGAAGAGGGGCAAGCCGCAGCAGCAGGUUGCUAUGCCAGGCCUGAAGAAAGGUUUGGCGUAUCUUAGGCCCAGAAGGAGAAUGGGUUUGUAGGUAGGAAGGUUGAGUGAGUAUGUUUGUAUGUGCUGAUACAAUCACACAUGAAUGAAUGCAUUAUGUGGGACACACACCUGUCAGGAGGCAUAGCAUUAUUUUCGUGUUUGUUUAUAUGUUAAUUUUAGCGGAUUUGCUACUUCGCAGUCGACUGCUAAUUUCUUAGUAGUGCGACAUUGUUGUUGGUAGAAACCUAAUACUGCUCUAAUUUAGUUACAUUGUGAACCACUUCGUUGAUAACAUUAUACUCCACAUAUCUUGAACAUACCUGUGGCUUCAUAAUUUUAUUGUAUAGCAUCAACUGCUUUGUAUUUCCUAGGUCUUUUAAUUCUAAUUAAUUUUGUUGCGCAUAAGUUGUUUGUGCAGUAUCAAGAGAGCCUGCUGUUGCUUUCCCGGUUUAUUCAGCUCGAGGCUUUUAUGGUGUUUCCACAUUACAACAAGUUUAAGUGAGCAUACUUAUUAAGAUUCAGUAUCAGUGGUCCAAAUCAUAUGGAUGCAGAAACAUCAGUCUUGUUACAUAUAUAAGCAUUUAUCAGAUUAUGUGCUGCAACUUCAUUGUAGAUUCAAAUUCCCAGUUGAAUCCUGAUUUUUUUCCAAUUCAAUUUUCAUGCCAUCCCUUAGCUAGGUUUACACAAGUUUAUCUUAUGCAUUAGAUUCCUGUUUCCAUAAUAGAACAUGGAACAUACAGGUUGCUUAAAUCUCAACUGGAAGUUUAAUAAGUACAUGUAAGCAGGCAAUCUGAUGAUGACUAUAAUUAGAGCUGUAUAUUUCCUUUGUUUCACAUUAAAUAGUAGGCUGAAUUCUCCAAUCUACUGCAACAAAUUUCGGUCUUUAUAUCUUGUAUUGCCAAUUUCAACAAAAACAAACUCUAAUUUCAGCAAGCGCAAGAUACUAUAUGAUGUCCAUGUGCAUCUACUCUCUGCUUAAUCUGAUAAGAGAUGCUACCCCCCGCAGGCUGCUGUCUGUCGAGUUGAAGUGCUCACCUUGAAUCCUGAAUAUUUCCUAGUUUUAUUCGUAUGAUGAUGAAAUGCUAGUGGAAAUUCGGACGGCUGGUAUUUAAUUAGUGUUUUUGUGUGAAGUUUUCGCUUGUUUCAUCGUAGUAAUGACAGGUGGCAAUGCCAGUAUAAUGUAUAAUGACCUAAUGGUGCUGCAGGCUUGACUCCUAGCUAAUUAACCAUUAUGGAUGAACUAUGCUUGAUGCUAGUACCUUUACCAUAUCCACUUUUUACUUCAUUUCAUUUUUUGCAACAAUGGGCAGGAGCGCACUGUCAUGCAUUAUAAGUUGAGGGGAAGCUAUGUUCUACUGUCGUCACUUUGUUUUCUGAUUGUCAACUGUGCAAGUUUUUGGAAUCAGAUGAAACCUUAAGAGCAUGAUGGCUUGUACUAAAGUGUACAUGCAGCAGCACCAUCAUGGACAGAAGAUGCUCCUCUAUGUUGCCUUAAUUCAUAUGCUAAUCCAUGGACAGAAGAUGCUCCCUGUGCUGCGCAUAGCUUUGUUAGGUGCAUUGGUCGUAUUUACAGCAAGUACUGUAGAAAACAAUAAUCUAGUUCUUGCGUUUCCUCUGGCUGAAGUGAUUACGACCUUUUGUGAUGUAAUUGUGUAUUCUUGUGUGCAACAUUCAGUUUGAUUUGGUUGCCUGAUAAA
Messenger RNA from Aegilops tauschii subsp. strangulata, 5239 nucleotides. The record is from RefSeq and is a predicted model, not a curated record. Lineage: Eukaryota; Viridiplantae; Streptophyta; Magnoliopsida; Poales; Poaceae.